AUGCUGGUGCUCAACUGCUCCAUGAAGCUGCAGAUGCUGGAGAAAAUGUUAAGGUGGAAUUUCCCCGAGUCCCUCAAGGUUUAUGGAGCUGUGAUGAACAUCAACCGAGGGAAUCCCUUCAGGAAGGAAGUGGUGGUGGACUCAUGGCCAGACUUCAAAGCUGUUAUCACCCGGCUGCAGAGGGAGAAUGAGAUGGAUGAUCUUGACCAUUAUACCAAUGCUCAUGCUGUUUUCUACAAGGAGCAACAAGCUUACCAGGAGCUACUGGAAAACACAAAUGCCAUCAACUGGGGACAAAUUUUUCAGAUACAAGGGCUCCAGAAUGGAAUAUGUGAAAUAUCCAGAACAGUGGCUUUAACUAAGCAGGUAGAUGUGAAAACAUCAUCUUUCCAGAUGGUUAUCCAUUCAGACCCGGACACGCUGCCAGAUGUCAGUCUUCAGAUGGACCCUAAGUUAACGCUGGCUUACCUGGACAUCUCCCACGCCAGCCUGCUCAGCAAAACCUGGUCACGGGGAGGCAACUCAAGGUGCCAGAAGUACCUUGCUAACCUCAUUUGUUGCUUCCCCAGUGUGUGUGUCUUGGAUGACAAUGGGCAUCCCCUCUCCUGGAGCCUGACAGACCAGUUUUCCACCAUGAUUCAUAGUUAUACGCUUCCAGAGCAUCGGAGGAAGGGUUAUAGUAGGCUUGUGGCUACCACUUUAGCUAAGAAAUUACAUAGCUGUGGUUUUCCCGCACAGGGUAAUGUCCUGGAGACGAAUAUACCAUCAAUAACAUUGCUGAAAAGCAUGAAUGCCCAGUUUCUUCCCUGCUCAUUUUUCAGAGUCAUUCAUACACCUUUUAAUUUUUUAGCCAAAUUUCACUUAUAGCUGAACCUCGCAAACCUCUACAUUCAGAUCAAAUUUGUGCACUGCAGGAGCACUUCGGUGAAAUUUAAUAACUUGGGUGAGAUCAGAAAUCAUACAAGAGGUUCCCAUAUAAGAUAAAUGAGAUAAAAUAGAAGGGAUUAACUGCUCACGCUUAACUUCUCUGAUCAGGGAAAGCUGUGCAUGGCAAAUCCAAGAGAUUUAGUAAUGGUUGCAAGUUUAAUAGCUGGAGAGAGAUGUGAGAAUAUGUGAAAGCAACAGCUCUGCAGACACCCAGACCAGUGAAGAAGGAGGGGGAGGAGGUGGUCCAGGCUCUGGAGCAGAGAUUCCCCUGCAGCCUGUGGUGAAGCCCACUGCAAGGCAGGCUGUGCACCUGAAGCCCUUGGAGGUCCAUAGUGGAGCAGAUACCCACUUGCAGGCCAAUAAAGACCCCACACCAGAGCAGAUGGAUGCCCAAAGGAGGCUGUG
Molecule: messenger RNA, 1332 nt
Organism: Tyto alba (common barn owl)
Lineage: Eukaryota; Metazoa; Chordata; Aves; Strigiformes; Tytonidae
Gene: GLYATL3
Product: glycine-N-acyltransferase like 3
Exons: 5
Coding region: 1-867 (288 amino acids)
Cellular component (GO): mitochondrion
Molecular function (GO): glycine N-acyltransferase activity
Source: RefSeq, a predicted model, not a curated record